This is a messenger RNA of Knipowitschia caucasica, 276 nucleotides long. NCBI's taxonomy places the organism in Eukaryota, Metazoa, Chordata, Actinopteri, Gobiiformes, Gobiidae. The record is from the annotation of a GenBank genome assembly.
AUGGAGAUGACUUUUUCCCUCAGAAGAAAAGAGAUUGUGAUGGAAGAGCCUCUUGUCUUGGAUGUCCAGAGACAAUGGCCCGCAUUGUUUUUGCCUGAACAGAUUUCUGCUGAAUUUUUCCGGAUCACACAAACCCACCUGAUGAACCGAUUCUUCUCAUCUUUGGAUGAGUAUGCGCCUAAGAUUAUCAGGUUGUACAGGGCACGUGCUGCGCUGUGGGGAAAAGAUAUGAAGACCCUGUUGGAGAAUCUUGACGAUCAGGUGACUAUCCUUUGA